Messenger RNA from Plectropomus leopardus (leopard coralgrouper), 1312 nucleotides. RefSeq names its product transmembrane protein 41B (gene tmem41b). Gene Ontology annotation, cellular component: endoplasmic reticulum membrane. Gene Ontology annotation, biological process: autophagosome assembly. The record is from RefSeq and is a predicted model, not a curated record. Lineage: Eukaryota; Metazoa; Chordata; Actinopteri; Perciformes; Serranidae.
CGUGUCAGCAGGCUGUCACCACACCGGUGUCACUCCACCCGUCGGCUGUUGGUGUUACACACACAUCGGUACCUCAGCUGACCUCAACUGGAUCUCGGAAAAAUGGCAAAAAAGCGGAGAGAAAGCCGAGAGAGCGACGGUGUGUCCUCAGCUCAAGAGGAGGUGAAGGCUAACGCUAGUGACCCACUAGUACCGAAAGAGGCUCAGUCUAUUGAAGGGGGCUCAGCACGUAUGUCUCUCCUGAUUCUGGUCUCUAUCUUCGCCUGCUCUGCCUCAGUCAUGUACCUGGUCUACAGGAACUUCCCAGAGCUUCCUGAUGAUGAAAUGGAGAAAAUCAAGAUCCCUAAAGACAUGGAUGAUGCCAAAGCUUUGGGAACUGUGCUGUCCAAAUACAAAGACACAUACUACUCGCAAGUGUUGGUGGCCUACUUUGCAACAUAUGUUUUCCUCCAGACAUUUGCAAUCCCUGGAUCUAUCUUCCUCAGCAUCCUGUCUGGAUAUCUUUAUCCUUUCCCCCUGGCUCUUUUCUUAGUCUGCUUGUGCUCUGGCCUUGGUGCUUCCUUCUGCUAUAUGCUGUCAUAUCUGGUGGGCAGGCCCAUGGUCUACAAAUAUCUAACAGAGAGAGCACAGAAAUGGUCCCAGCAGGUUGACAAACACAGAGAUCAUUUAAUCAAUUACAUCAUCUUCCUGAGGAUAACCCCCUUUCUUCCCAACUGGUUCAUCAACAUCACCUCGCCUGUCAUCAAUGUGCCUUUGGGGGUUUUCUUCAUCGGUACCUUUCUUGGAGUGGCACCGCCGUCCUUUGUAGCGAUCAAUGCUGGUACGACACUGUACAAACUGACCACAGCUGGCGAGGCCGUGUCCUGGAACUCUCUGGCUGUGCUCGGUGUGCUCGCCGUGCUCUCGAUCUUGCCCGUCUGCUUCCAGAAAAAGCUGCAGAAGAAACUAGAGUAGAACUUUGAACACCUCAGCACCUCAUCUGCUGGCUGAUCCCAGCAUCCCCUUCCCCUCGGCUCAGGAACGUGCAGCUGUCACUCAAGCUGCUCUGCCUCAGUCUCAUACACAGCUGCUGGAGGGAGAAUCUCUGACCAGCGGCACAACAAGCACUCACUGACCACAAAAUGCAUGCAGUGGGUUGUUCCUGAUGUUAAGUGUAAACUGGCCACUGGUUGCACAAGUUUUUUUGGUUUCUGUGAAUUAUGUUGUUGAUUGUGGCACAUUUUGUAAAUAAGAUAAAUUGAGGUUUUUUUUUUUUUAAUUUAAGUCACUGCUUAUUAUUUUAUGAUUAAAGGUCCAGUGUGUAGGAUUUAGG